AAUAGAGGAAAGUAAGCAAAAACUUACAAUGCGUGGAUUAUACGCCAAAAUGACGGUACUGACUCUCAUGUCGGUUUUGAUUGUCACAUUGAAUGCCCUACCUUCGAGGAGGCGUGGUUUGGAUGUGAAAGCUCUAAGAGAACGUAUACUGCUGAGAGAACUUGUGUGCUUACUACAGGGGAAAUCUGACGACGAAUGCAACGCUAUUGCCAAUACAGAUCUGAGACAAAUAACUGAAACUAUCAAACUUGGCCCUGACACUAAUGAAAACUCCGAAGAGCGAAUGUUAAACGCAAAAUUCCAUUCGAGUAUCGACAACGCCGAUUUGAGGAGUCCAAAUGAUUUGCCUCAAAAACGUAAGCCUGGCCCCGAGGCUGCCGCAUUUUACAGCGACUGGAAACGAAAAUAGGGUGAACCUAUCCAGACACUCUAAUCGACCUAACGAAAGAUGUACAUAAUGUCAAUAGUACAGUAUUGACACUCACAAAACAUGUCAACAAAUUGAAAAAGUUUUUUGAACUAACAACGCGUGGACAAAUAAGUGCAAAAAGUCCAAAAGAAUGAACAUUGACGAUUUUGCUAAAGCACGAUGCAAUUGAUCUGUAACGAUAAACAGAGUGACAAGAGUCUGAAAUCCAAAUGAGAAGGGAACUAGUACACUAAAUUAAUUUUGAUAACCGAUAUCCAAGACGAAUUGUACCUUUCUGCACAUCCUACUAUACAGGGUGGCGCAAAAAAACAAUACCCAAGUUUAAAG
Messenger RNA from Owenia fusiformis, 757 nucleotides. The record is from the annotation of a GenBank genome assembly. Lineage: Eukaryota; Metazoa; Annelida; Polychaeta; Sabellida; Oweniidae.